CACUAUUCUACUUCUAUGAGGUUAACGUUUUUAGCUUCCUCAUAUAACACUUGGAAUAUAUCAUCCCAUUCUCUCCUGUCCUGUAAAGUUUUUGCAGAGAAAUCCACUGUUGAUCUAAUAGGGAUUCCCUUAAAUAGCUGCACCCUUUCUGGAGGCAAACAUCAUGGUCCUGUUGAAGCCCUGAAACAAAUGUUAUUUAAUCUUCAAGCAGUACAAGAAAGUUUUAAUCAGAAUAAAUCCACAGAACCAAAAGAAGAGAUUAAACUGGUUUUAGAAGAUGACAUCUCUAAAUUACAGUUGAAAGAAAGUAUGGUUCCUAUUACUAGGUCACUUCAAAAGGCUUUGCACCAUUUAUCUCGCCUGAGAGACCUUGUUGAUGAUACCAGUGGAAAACAGUCACCAAAAAUGUGAAGAGGAAAAUAAAACUGUCGCCACAAUAAAUAGUCACCACAGAACAAAUAUGCAUUUUUUUCCUAUUACUUAAACUGACAAAGUAAUUAUAAGCCAUAUAUAAUUCUGUCACUGGUUCAAGUAUUAUAUAUUUCUAAAAACUAAGCUUGAAAACAUCCAUAGAAUUUGUGACCUAUCCUUACUACGUGCCAAGAUAGUAGAAUAUGAAGUGGAAGGACCCACAAUAUAUUCUAUAGUCCUUCUUUGGUCUAUAGACCAGCAAAUGUCUAAUAUUCAAAGAUGGAUGAUUUCUCUUCUUGAAACUUAUAUGACCUAACCUUCUUUCAGCAUGCUCAUCAUUUUAUCAUCUGGUUCUGGAUUAUUAAGAAACUGUAUGUUUCUAUCUAAAAUCUUAAAUAGACUUUUUUGGAUAUAGUUAGUAUCACUUUUAAGAAGCUUAAAGAAAUAUCAGAAUUGUUAUUAUGUAUCUUAUCUAUAUGGAAGUCUGUCACUUUUAAGUUUUCAUAAAUCAAAUAUUUAAGAUAUAUUGUAUUUGCAAAUGUUAUAAAUUUAAUGGUGGGUGAAAAGCAGUGCUAAAAGGAAUAUUCUCUUAUGUUGUGACAUACAAGAGGACCUCUUCAUUUAAUUAAUACUUUGAUUCUGUGUAAGACAAUUUUGAUAAUACUUGGCAGUUUACAAAACAUUUUUGGAGAGAUAUUUGAGAAUUUAAUAUUUUGAUAUUAGAAUGUUUCCCAGAUUUUCUUUUUGUGGAUAGCUCAAACUAGUGAAAACUGCGACUUGCCAAUUGCUUUAUGAAAUUUGGUAACUAAAAUAAAAGGAAUAUGGAAAAUCAGAAAGCAACUCUGUAUUUUAAAGCUGUUGUGUAAGAGUUAAGCUUUCUUUAAAGCAUUCUGUAGUCUUCAGAGUUUGUCUCUAGUUGGAACUGAACAAAGCUCUAAAAUUUUGAAAUUUUUACUAAGCAGGUAUUAUUAAUAUCUCUAUAAUAAUAAAUGGGAAGCAUCUUUAUCAACAAAACUAAGAAUUAAGUUAUAAAACAUAACUAAUACAGCAUAUUAGAAAAGCCUGUUGAAAUUAAAAAAAAAAUCUGUGUAUAUAUACAAAUACUACAAAUUAACAGUUUACCCAAAUGGCAGCAUUUUUGCUAGUUAGAUUUACUGUCAAAUAGGAAUUUCUAAGUACAUUGGGUCAAAGGAUUUUUUUCCAAAUUAUUAAAGCAUCACUUAAUAUCUUUGUUAUAGAACUGACAUGUCAAACACUAGCAUGAACCCUGGUUUUUGUUUGUUUGUUUUUUUAUUUUUUAUUUUUUUUAUUGUUUGGGUUUUAUUUUGGCCAGUGAGUUUUUCACCAUAUUGCUCUGGCCAUUUUGUGAGGUACUUGCUAAUAGGUUUGUUUGUUUACUCUGUGGAGAUCUUUUUGCUACUGACAUCUUAUUUUCUGAUUAUGGUCUGCUUCACAGCAAGUAGCUUACAUAACCAAACAAGGAAUUCUUUGAAAAUUAAAAUAUGUCUGACUGUACAAAAAUGCAGAUUUUAAGUGGGUAAACAUCAGGUGGAUCUGGGUGGGUCAUGUUUCAGGCCUAGUGAAAGCCACUACUACACAAAUUCUAAAGAAGGUACAGAAGGUAAAAACAUCAGGUAAUAACUUCUAAUUAAAUAUUAAUUAUAUGUUGAUCAUAUAUAACAUAUACCAUCUCCAAAGAGAUUAUACUGUAAUGACUCUGAAUAACACAUUUAGCUAAUGCUUCCAUUUGCAGGAACAUAUUUCCAAUACUAAAUGAGAUAAACCUGUUCCAGAAGUUUAUGUUAUGGCUAAUAUUUUAAGAAACUUGAUUAAACUUACCAAAGGAGCAUUAAUAUUUUCUCUUCUGUUAAAUAUGGAAAAAUUUAGUCUUUUACCUAACACAGGAAUUAGUUUUAGCAAAAUGAUUAAUUCUAACCUUCUUAAAAGACAUAUCUAGGGUAUAUAUUAAAAGACAUAUCUAGGUAUUAUUUGCUUGGUAUUAACCAAGCAAAUAAUAAUUCUAAAUGAUAAACAUUUAAGAAAUUCUACAAGUUUAAUUAGGAUUUCAGGGAUUUUAAGUUUCCAGAGGAAAGAGCGAGACAACAAUAUGGAGACUGCUAAGUGGAGAAUUUAAAGCAGAUAAUGGUAACAAUUAGAUUUUAAAAAAUUGUAUUGUGAAUGUAAAAUUUUAUCAACCCUUUACUCUCUUUUAGAUAUAGUAA
Molecule: messenger RNA, 2633 nt
Organism: Microcebus murinus (gray mouse lemur)
Lineage: Eukaryota; Metazoa; Chordata; Mammalia; Primates; Cheirogaleidae
Source: RefSeq, a predicted model, not a curated record